GCUGCCCGGUGCGCGGUCGCCACGGCAACGCGGCCAUACUGGGCCAACCGAUCGCUGGGCCUGGGGCUGUUGCCUGGCGCGGCCUCGCGGCACAGCCGGCGGCAUGGACAGCCUCUUCGUGGAAGAGGUGGCCGCCUCCUUGGUCAGGGAGUUCCUCAGCAGAAAGGGCUUAAAGAAGACAUGUGUGACCAUGGACCAGGAACGCCCACGCUCUGAUCUCAGCAUAAACAGCAGAAAUGAUCUACGCAAGGUUUUGCAUCUUGAAUUUCUGUACAAGGAGAACAAGGCAAAGGAAAAUCCUCUAAAAACAAAUCUUGAACUCAUUACCAGAUAUUUUCUGGAUCACUUUGAAAAUACAGCUAACAGUUUUACUCAAGAAACCCCAAUCCCUGCACUCUCAGUUCCAAAGAAAAAUAACAAAUUACCAUUGAGAAGUUCAGAGACCACACUGGUAAAUAUAUAUGACCUUUCGGAUGAAGAUGCAGGAUGGAGAAUGUCAUUGUCAGAAACAAGCAAAGCCAGGCAUGAAAAUCUUGAUGGGGAUGUAUUUGGUAAUUUGGUGUCAUCCAAAAAACCCUCACACAAAAGUAAGCCCAUGCAGACGGUCCCAAGUGGAAGCCCCACCUUGGCUUCUGUUCAGGGGCACAUGGAAAGGCAUCAUUCAUCAGAGCCUUCCUUGGAUGCAAAGAGGAUGGGAGAGAAGACCAGGCCCAAGUCUGGCCUGAUCGUGCGUGGCAUGAUGGCUGGGCCCACCGCCAGCUCCUCGCAGGAUUCUUUCUGCAAACGCUCUCUGAGGAGGUCCCCAGCUUUGAGCAGCACCACGCAGCCCCAGGAAGAGGAGAGCCAGAAGGUACCGGAGCUUGCCUCCCGUACCCCAGCCGGUCUAGCCCUGCAGGAUGUCCAGGUUUCGAGCAAUAGCUCCACCUCCAGGAGUCCCCUGGGUCAGCUAAGUGACCUGAUCAUAGAAAAGCAGAAAAACACUCCUAGUAGCCCCACCCACCUGCCCAGCAAAGGGCUGCCCCCAGGGGAGAAGGCCAGGUGGAGAGAUCUUUCAGGGGACAGCCCAACAGUGGACGGCAACGCAGAUGUGGACAGGAUGCCCGUGAAGUGCUACUUGCCUGGUGGGAGUUCCAGGAUGACCCAGGAGAGGCUGGAGAGAGCAUUCAAACGGCAGGGCAGCCAGCCCCUGCCCGUCAGGAAGAAUCAGUUGCUGGCAUCUGACAAGGUGAAUGAAGAGCUGGAUGCCCUGCAGCUCGAGGAUGUGGAAGAUGAGAUGAUAAGGGAAGAAGUUAUCCUGCUCCCAGUCCCAUCAAUGCUCAAGCUACAGAUAGAGUCAAAGCCGAUCGACCUCUCAGUAGCAAAGGAAAUAAAGACCCUUCUGUUUGGUUCCAGCUUUUGCUGUUUCAAUGAAGAAUGGAAAGUUCAGAGUUUUUCCUUUAGUAACAUAGCUUCGUUAAAGUACGGCAUUGUGCAGAACAAGGGUGGUCCCUGUGGGGUUCUGGCAGCUGUCCAAGGCUGUGUCCUACAAAAACUCCUGUUUGAAGGAGAUAGCAGAGCCGACUGUGCUCGGGGACUGCAGCCUUCAGAUACCCACAGGACCCGCUGCCUCAUCUUGGCCAUCGCAGACAUUGUGUGGCGGGCUGGGAAUAAAGAGAGCGCUGUGAUCACACUGGCUUCGGGAAUACAACAGUUCAGUCCAACAGGGAAAUACAAAGCAGAUGGAGUCUUAGAAACACUCACACUGCACAGUUUGACCUGCUAUGAGGAGCUGGUGACUUUUCUUCAGCAAAGCAUUCGUCAGUUCGAAGUGGGUCCCUAUGGAUGCAUCCUGCUCACCCUGUCGGCCAUCCUGUCCAGGUCCACAGAGCUUGUCCGCCAGGACUUUGACGUUCCCACCAGCCAUUUGAUUGGAGCACAUGGGUACUGCACACAGGAACUUGUCAAUCUGCUUCUGACCGGGAAAGCUGUGUCCAAUGUUUUCAACGAUGAGGUUGAGCUGGAUUCCGGGGAUGGGAACAUCACAAAACUGAGAGGCAUCGCUGCCCGCAGUGAUAUUGGCUUCUUAUCUCUCUUUGAGCACUACAAUGUGUGUCAGGUCGGCUGCUUCCUGAAGACCCCGAGGUUCCCCAUCUGGGUGGUGUGCAGUGAGAGCCACUUCAGCAUCCUCUUCAGCCUGCAGCAGGAGCUCUUGUGUGACUGGAGGGCAGAAAAGCUGUUUGACCUGUACUACUACGACGGCCUGGCCAACCAGCAGGAGCAGAUCCGGCUGACCAUCGAUACCACUCAGACCAUCUCUGAGAAUGGAAGCAAUGACCUUGUCCCACCCCUCGAGCUCUGCAUCAGGACCAAGUGGAAGGGGGCGAUGGUGAACUGGAAUGGCUCAGACCCCAUCCUGUGACCCUUAGAUGUGGUAAUCCGUAUGGCCCCACCACUCAUCACUGGGAGUGACAGCUGGAUCCCAGGCUUUAGGGGCAAGUCUCUGAGAGCAGUGUCACCCUGUCUGGGCCAACAGUGCUGCAGAAGCAUUUAAGGCCUAACCUGCCCCUUCUAUGAAGGGCCCACCUAAGAUUUGUUGCAUGCUGGGAGGCCUGGUGUGCUGCUGUAUCCCCUCCCAAAGGCUGAGCCGUGACUGCUGAGGACUAGAAAGAGGCCACUGGGAUCUCUGCUGCCUUUUGUCGGCAUCCCUCCCUUGUUCCCCACUGGGCUUUCCCCUUGCCAAUGCCUCUGAUGUGGUUACUCUGGGGACCUUGGGUAUUCGUUAU
Messenger RNA from Otolemur garnettii (small-eared galago), 2762 nucleotides. RefSeq names its product MINDY lysine 48 deubiquitinase 4 (gene MINDY4). Gene Ontology annotation, biological process: protein K48-linked deubiquitination. The transcript is spliced from 18 exons. NCBI's taxonomy places the organism in Eukaryota, Metazoa, Chordata, Mammalia, Primates, Galagidae. The coding region runs from base 104 to 2398 and encodes 764 amino acids. Gene Ontology annotation, molecular function: cysteine-type deubiquitinase activity; K48-linked deubiquitinase activity. The record is from RefSeq and is a predicted model, not a curated record.